Messenger RNA from Octodon degus (degu), 966 nucleotides. Its product is annotated as olfactory receptor 5AN1-like. The record is from RefSeq and is a predicted model, not a curated record. Gene Ontology annotation, biological process: G protein-coupled receptor signaling pathway; sensory perception of smell. Gene Ontology annotation, cellular component: membrane. Gene Ontology annotation, molecular function: olfactory receptor activity; G protein-coupled receptor activity; odorant binding. The transcript has a single exon. The coding region runs from base 1 to 966 and encodes 321 amino acids. NCBI's taxonomy places the organism in Eukaryota, Metazoa, Chordata, Mammalia, Rodentia, Octodontidae.
AUGACUGUGGAAAGGAAUGUCACAGAGGUCACCCAGUUCAUCCUCCUGGGAUUCUCAGAUUUCCCCAGAGUCACACCACUGCUCUUUGGCGCAUUCCUGCUCAUCUACAUUACAAGUCUGACCUGGAACCUGUCGCUCCUUGUUUUAAUAAGGAUGGACUCCCACCUGCACACACCCAUGUAUUUCUUCCUCAGUAACCUGUCCUUCAUAGAUCUCUGCUACGUCAGCUCCACAGUGCCCAAAAUGCUCUCCGACUUCUUCCAGGAGCAACAGACUAUCACCUUCAUGGGUUGCAUUACUCAGAACUUCAUCUUCUCUACAAUGGGACUGAGUGAAUCCUGUCUCAUGACAGCCAUGGCGUAUGACCGGUAUGCUGCCAUUUGCAACCCGCUGCUCUAUUCCUCAGUCAUGUCGCCCACUCUCUGUGUCCAGAUGGUGCUGGGAUGCUACACAGCUGGACUCACAGGUUGUUUGUCUCAAAUAUGUGCCUUGCUUCAGCUCCACUUCUGUGGCCUUAACGUCAUCAGGCACUUCUUCUGUGACAUGCCCCAACUGCUAAAGCUGUCCUGCACAGACACGUUCUUUGUUCAAGUCCUCACUGCUAUAUUGAUAAUGAUUUUUGGCAUAACAAAUGUCCUGGCUAUCACCGUUUCCUACGGCUACAUAGUCCGGUCCAUCAUGAAGAUCACGUCGGCUACAGGCAGGUCCAAGGCAGUCAACACCUGUGCUUCUCACCUGACAGCCGUUUCCCUCUUCUAUACUUCCAGCAUCUUUGUGUAUUUGAGUUCCAGCUCUGGCGGCUCCUCCAGCUUUGACAGAUUUGCAUCUGUUUUCUACACCGUGGUGAUCCCCAUGUUGAAUCCCUUAAUUUACAGCCUGAGGAACAAGGAGAUCAAAGCUGCCUUCCAGAGGUUGAGGAAGAAGAUGGCCUGCUGCUACUUAGGGUCACAGAUCUGGGAUUGCUGA